Dictyostelium discoideum AX4 is the source of this 1305-nucleotide messenger RNA. It is a transcript of the gene cprF, whose product is annotated as cysteine proteinase. The transcript has 2 exons. The coding region runs from base 1 to 1305 and encodes 434 amino acids. The record is from RefSeq and is a predicted model, not a curated record. Gene Ontology annotation, biological process: proteolysis. Gene Ontology annotation, cellular component: lysosome. Lineage: Eukaryota; Evosea; Eumycetozoa; Dictyosteliales; Dictyosteliaceae. Gene Ontology annotation, molecular function: cysteine-type peptidase activity.
AUGAAAGUUUUAUCUGCUUUAUGUGUUUUAUUAGUUAGUGUUGCCACUGCUAAACAACAAUUAUCUGAACUCCAAUACAGAAAUGCUUUCACCAAUUGGAUGAUUGCUCACCAAAGACAUUAUUCAUCAGAAGAGUUCAAUGGUCGUUUCAAUAUCUUCAAAGCCAAUAUGGAUUACAUCAAUGAAUGGAAUACCAAAGGUAGUGAAACCGUUUUAGGUUUAAAUGUUUUCGCUGAUAUCACCAACGAAGAAUACAGAGCCACCUAUUUAGGUACCCCAUUCGAUGCAUCAUCACUCGAAAUGACUCCAUCUGAAAAAGUAUUUGGUGGUGUCCAAGCUAAUUCCGUCGAUUGGAGAGCUAAAGGUGCUGUCACCCCAAUCAAAAAUCAAGGUGAAUGUGGUGGUUGUUGGUCAUUCUCAGCAACUGGUGCCACUGAAGGUGCUCAAUACAUUGCCAAUGGUGAUUCAGAUUUAACAUCAGUCUCUGAACAACAAUUAAUCGAUUGUUCAGGUUCAUACGGUAACAACGGUUGUGAAGGUGGUUUAAUGACCUUAGCUUUCGAAUACAUCAUCAAUAACGGAGGUAUUGAUACUGAAAGCAGUUACCCAUUCACUGCCAACACUGAAAAAUGUAAAUACAACCCAAGUAACAUUGGUGCUGAAUUAUCAUCAUACGUUAACGUUACCUCUGGUUCAGAAUCAGAUUUAGCUGCCAAAGUUACUCAAGGUCCAACCUCAGUUGCUAUUGAUGCAUCUCAACCAUCAUUCCAAUUUUAUUCAUCUGGUAUCUACAAUGAACCAGCUUGCUCUUCAACUCAAUUGGAUCACGGUGUCUUAGCUGUUGGUUUCGGUAGUGGUUCAUCUGGUUCUCAAUCACAAUCUGCUGGUUCUCAAUCACAAUCAUCAAAUAACAAUUGGUCAGAAUCAUCACAAUCACAAGAUUCAAACAGUUGGUCACAAUCAUCUCAAUCUCAAUCAUCACAAGAUUCAAACAGUUGGUCACAAUCAUCUCAAUCUCAAGGUUCCAAUAGUUUCACUGGUGCUGGUACAGGUUCAGGUUCAGGUUCCGUCUCUGGUUCAGGUUCAGCCUCUGGUUCAAGUUCAUUCUCAGGUUCAUCAAAUGGUGGUAAUAGUAACUCUGGUGAUUACCCAACUGAUGGUAACUAUUGGAUCGUUAAAAACUCAUGGGGUCUUGACUGGGGUAUUAAUGGUUACAUUUUAAUGAGUAAAGAUAAGGAUAAUCAAUGUGGUAUUGCUACUAUGGCUUCAAUCCCACAAGCCAUUCCAAAAUCAAAAUGGAAUUAA